Messenger RNA from Ogataea polymorpha, 3139 nucleotides. RefSeq lists its product as uncharacterized. The transcript has a single exon. Gene Ontology annotation, molecular function: carbohydrate:proton symporter activity. The coding region runs from base 65 to 1726 and encodes 553 amino acids. Gene Ontology annotation, cellular component: membrane. Gene Ontology annotation, biological process: carbohydrate transport; transmembrane transport. Lineage: Eukaryota; Fungi; Ascomycota; Pichiomycetes; Pichiales; Pichiaceae. The record is from RefSeq and is a predicted model, not a curated record.
GAAAAGACCUACUUGCCAUAUAAACCCAGACGGGCCCACCACUUUUUUCCCUCUUUCAUCCAUCAUGUCUCAGACAUCAUCCACAGACAACUACAAAGAGGCCAACUUGACUGUUGGGUAUUAUAGCCUCAGAAAUAAACACAAUACAUUUGGUCUGAGUGGCAGAAAGCUCAGAUGGACUAUCACUCUCACCUCUGUGGUGGGUUUCAGCUUGUUUGGCUAUGACCAGGGCCUUAUGAGUGGUAUCAUCACCGCCCCACAAUUCCAGGAGGAGUUCCCUGCCGUCAGUGGUACCUCCAGACACGCUACUGUCAUCCAAGGUAUUGUGACUGCUUGUUACGAGAUUGGAUGUUUCUUUGGUGCUCUGUUUGCUAUGAUUUGGGGUGAGCGUCUGGGAAGACGUUACGUGAUCAUGCUCGGCGCCCUUAUCAUUAACAUUGGUACCAUCGUGUCUAUUUUCCCAUUCAAGCCUCACUGGCAAUUGGGCCACUUCAUCAUUGCUAGAUCUGUCACUGGUAUCGGUAACGGUAUGAACACGGCCACCAUUCCUGUGUGGCAAUCCGAGCACUCUAAACCAGAGAAUAGAGGUCGUCUGGUCAAUCUUGAAGGUUCUGUCAUCGCUGUCGGUACUCUGAUUGCCUAUUGGGUCGACUUUGGUUUGUCUUACGCAAACAGUUCUGUUUCGUGGAGACUGCCAAUUGCUUUGCAAAUCGUGUUUGCUCUGUGGCUGCUUUUGUUUGUGACCGGUUUGCCAGAGUCUCCAAGAUGGCUCAUCCACAAGGGAAGAAUGGAGGAGGCCAGAUUCAUUCUGGGAGCCAUUAACGGCGUUGAUGCCAAUGACGACAGUGUCAUUGCCGAGUCGACCAUGAUUGCAGACGCUGUUAACAGAUUCGAUAACGCCCAACUCGGAUUCAAAGAGCUUUUCAGUGGGGGAAAGCAUCAAUACUUCAGAAGAAUGAUGUUGGGAGCCAGUUCCCAAUUCUUCCAGCAAUUCACUGGCUGUAACGCAUCUAUUUAUUACGCCACUGUCCUGUUUGAGAACACCCUGGAUUUUGCCAGAAGAAAGGCCCUCAUCAUGGGUGGUAUCUUCUCCAUUGUCUACGCUGUCUUUACCAUUCCAUCCUUCUUUUUGAUUGACAGACUCGGAAGAAGACCAUUGUUCUUGAUUGGUGCUGCUGGUCAGGGUGUUGCCUUCAUCAUUGCAUUUGGUUGUUUGGUCAAGGAGAACGAGCAGACUGCCAAGGGAGCCGCUGUUGGUCUCUUCUUGUUCAUUGCCUUCUUCGCCUUCACCAUUCUGCCACUACCAUGGGUGUACCCACCAGAAAUCAAUGCAUUGAGAGCUAGAACCGUGGCCACCUCCAUCUCCACGUGUACCAAUUGGAUUUGCAACUUUGCCGUGGUGAUGUUCACUCCAAUUUUCAUCAACCAAUCCAAAUGGGGAUGCUACUUGUUCUUUGCCAUCAUCAACUUCAUUUACGUUCCUAUCAUAUACUUCUUCUACCCAGAGACAGCUGGCAGAUCUCUGGAAGAAAUUGACAUCAUCUUUGCCAGAUCCUACACGGAGGGUACUCCGGCUUUCAUCGUGGCCAACAGACUGGGCAAGCUUUCUGUCAGAGAGGUCGAGGAAGAAGGUAACAAGCUCGGCCUGUUCGACAUGGAUGAUUCAAAGCCUACGGCUGAGAUGAACGAGGGCAUCUUGGAGAAGCCUCAAGAACCAACAGCUUAAAUUAAUUCUUUUUGCUUUAUUGAAUAGAGUGUUUACUACAUAUAGUACCAAUUAUUGUAUCAGAAUAUUCUUGUGUUCCGCCAUUCUUGGUCCCAUCUCCGUGUGCUUUCCCGCAAAGCCCCCGCUUUGAGGUCUAUCCUGUAAAGCAGCUGGUAAAUUUUGUCGCAAAGUUCCGAGGCAUCUGAAUUGUUUUCCAUCACGAGACCGUUUUCGUUGGUCACCAAUUCAUGCAGCGCGGGAAAAUUCAUCGACACUACAGGUAUUCCGCAGCCAAAGAGAUCGACAAUUUUCAUUGGAAGAUCCAGUCCCGAGGACGAGUAAUGUAGCGAAACCCCCGCGUCGGCCACUUGGAGUAGUUUUGGAUAGUCCGAGACCGACAGCCACGCAUUUCGGAUGAUCAUAUUUUCACUCCAUUUAUUUCGAGCCACUAAAUCCAAGAACUUCUUUUGUAGUGGUCCUUUUCCUGUAACCACCACGUACACUCUGGUGUCAAGCCUUGAGUCGAGUUUCUUGAGAGCCUCCACUAGCACGCCGAAAUCCUCGUCCUCGGUGAACGAUGUUGCUGACACAAUCAAUUUAUCAGCAUCUUGGAAUCCGUCCAGCACAGCCAGCUCUUUGACAACCUCCAUCCUGUCUCGUUCCAACGGCACAAACUCGUCGCUUGGACGGUCGUGCACAACGCUGAUUCUCGCACCAUCGAUUCCAAACUCUUUUUGCAAAUAUUCUCUCAGCUUUUCAGUUACUGUGAAAUGGUAAUCAGCGAAUUUCCCCACAUAUUUCUCAUAGUUUCGGAGUAGUUGCACAGCAGGGUGAUUUUCGUUGUGGUAUUUGAGAUUGAGGAUCGAAAAGUUCAAGUUGUGCCAGUCGACGACUAUCUUGACGUGCGGACAGAUUGUUUUUCUCAGAAUGACGACGACGGCCAGCACAGGGAUGGAAGGAGGAUUUUGCACAAGCACGUAUUCUGUAUUGUCGUCGAUGACCCUCGCAAGCAGUCUUGUGAGCUCAAAACACUGGGUUGCAACUUUAUAGACCGCAAACACCAGAUACGGCAUCCACGCGCGACGCCGAAUCACGGGGAUCUCGUAAAGGUCGACAGUGUCGUCGUCAUAAAGGAAGUCUGGCAGUGUGCUCUCCAGGUAGCCGCACGCGUGGACAAACCGUCCAUUUCUCACCAAACUGCGCACGUGAUAUGCCAUGCGGGGCGAAUGGCCAAGGUCGCCCAGGACGAUCACGGCAACGUCGUUCCCCAAGGGCCCAGCCAAGCGUCUCUGGCGGACCCGCCAGAGAUACGUCGCGUGCGCCAUGCAAAAAUAGAACAAAAUGGGUACACAUAGCCACAGCACAAUGAGUGUCCACACGGGCCACCCAAAGUCAAACUGUCCCGGCUGGAACCCCUUGUAAACUAUCCAGCUC